AUUUCCUGUCAGCGCUCUUAUUUUGUUUUCCAUUUCCUACACGUCUACCUGAGCGCUCACCCGUCCCUGUUUGGCGGCCUGGCACACCUGGUGGCAAUUGGCAAUCAGGCUACUAUUUAUACCUGCCUCGCCCUCCAGUCGGUGCUUGAGGAUUGUAAGCUGUUUGCUGGUUCCAGUUUUCCUGGAUUUUCUUUAGGCAUUAAAAUCAUGUUUUCCUGCAAGAAGCCAUCUUGGGGUUCGACAUCAACACUUCUUGACAAUUAAUGGGGAUCGGCCCACGCCUGCAUGUGGAUUCAAACAACCUUUGUUUAAUUCCACCUGUCCUCCGGGGAGUGGGGCGGAUAUUCCGCAUCCCCGUCCUCCACCCCCGCCCGCCUCUGCACUGGAGGGAGAGACCAGGAGGACAACCGCAGACCGGCAGGGCGGAAGGAAGGGACUGAGGGGCGAUGGCGGCCGGUGCAGGAUGCGGGGAGUCGGUGGAUCAGUACCGGGCCGAGGUGGAGCGGCUCGCCCAGGAGCUGAGCGAGGCGAACCGGGAGAAGAUCCGUGCGGCGGAGUGCGGGCUGGUGGUGUUGGAGGAGAACCAGGAGCUGAAAGUCAGAUGUGCGGAGCUGGAGAGCGAACAGGAGGCUCUGAGGAAGGAGUUGGAACAAUUACAGGAGGCGUUCGGCCAAGCGUACAGCAACCAGCGGAAGGUGGCCGAGGAUGGCGAGAGCAACGAGGAGACGCUGCUGCAGGAGUCCGCCUCCAAGGAAGCGUACUACACGGCUCGUAUGUUGGAGCUGCAGACAGAGCUGACCUUGAGUCGUUCUGUGGCUUCCAAUGCGCAGUCAGAGAGCGAGAGGCUCAACGUACUCGGGCAGGAGCUGCGAGAGAGCAAUGACAUGCUGGAGCUCCAGAGGAGCAGGAUGCGGGAGGAGAUCAAGGAGUAUAAAUUCCGAGAGACCCGUCUGCUCCAGGAUUACACGGAGCUGGAGGAAGAGAACAUCACCUUGCAGAAACUGGUCUCUACGCUCAAGCAGAGCCAGGUGGAGUAUGAGGGUCUCAAACAUGAGAUAAAGGUCCUGGGGGAGGAGACGGUUCUUCUGAACAGCCAGCUUGAAGACGCCUUGCGACUGAAAGAAAUCUCUGCAGGGCAACUGGAGGAGGCUCUGGAUGCCUUGAAGAAUGAGCGCGAGCAUAAGAACAAUCUGAGAAAGGAGCUGUCCCACCACCUCAGCCUGAGUGACAGCGUCUACGGAGCGGGCGCCCACAUCGCCCUCACUGUCACCGCUGUUGAAGGCCUCAAGUUCCCGGAGGAGGCCAACGGAAGUGGUGGCGCCAACGGCCCCGUUCCUACGGCCAACGGCAACAAUGAGGACUGCAGUCGGCAUAACGGCCACCUCCACAAAGGCGCCGUGUUGACAAAAUUGAACGGAGACUACCGACCCGGUCGAAAAAGCGAAGGUCUGCUCCCGGUGCCAGAUCUGUUCAGUGAGCUCAACUUGUCCGAGAUGCAGAAGCUGAAACAGCAGCUGAUACAGGUGGAGCGUGAGAAAGCAGCUCUGAUCAUGAACCUGCAAGAGUCGCAGACCCAGCUGCAGCACACACAAGGAGCUCUGACUGAGCAGAGCGAGCGCCUCCAUCGCCUCACAGAACGCGUCAACGCCAUGAAGCAUCUCACCGGCGGCAGAGAGCCGGAUGACUCCCAGGAGAGUGAGAAACCUGCGGGCGGCUCGCUGUCGCCACAGGCCAACGCUCAUCGUGACGUGGCCGUACACGGCUUCGAGGUCCUGGAGUGUAAGUACAAGGUGGCCGUGACUGAGGUGAUCGACCUGAAAGCAGAGCUCAAGGCCCUGAAGGAGACGUACAACCAGGCGGUGGAAGGGCGAGGAGACGCUCACUCUGACGACAGAGUUCGAGCACUGAGCGAACAGAUAACCCAUUUGGAGAGAAGCUGUGGUGAAGGCCGCGAGAGGGUGGCGAGCCUGGAGGCGGAGCUACGAGUGGCCAGCAGCACGGCCACAGAGAGCCAGGGCAUGCUGAACACAGCGCAGGACGAGCUGGUGACCUUCAGCGAGGAGCUGGCACAGCUUUACCACCACGUGUGUCUCUGCAACAACGAGACGCCCAACCGCGUCAUGCUCGACUAUUACCGCCAGAGCCGAGUCACACGCAACGGCAGCCUAAAAGGCUCAGAAGACCCCCGGGCUUUACUCACACCUCGCCUGGCCCGACGCCUGGCCGCAGUCUCGGCGCUCUGCUCCUCCGAGGCUCCCCGUAGUCCCGUGGACUCCCCGUCUAAAGACGCCAGCGUCAAUUCGGUGGACUCGCCGGCACACCACAGCAGCCCCGGCCGCAACCCCAUCGCCGCCAUUCUCGCCAGCAUGUCUCCUUGCCCGUCACCGGUGCCGUCCGAUGCCGGGGGAGACCUGAGGAAGGAGCCCAUGAACAUCUACAACCUGAACGCCAUCAUCAGGGAUCAGAUCAAGCACCUGCAGAGAGCCGUCGACCGCUCUCUACUGUUGUCCAGGCAGAGGGCCGCAGCCAGAGAGCUGGCGCCCAUACUGGAUAAGGACAAGGAGUCAUGUAUAGAGGAACUCCUCAAGCUCAAGUCCCUGCUCAGCACCAAGAGGGAGCAGAUAGCCACACUCAGGCUGGUUCUGAAGGCCAACAAACAGACAGCCGAGGUGGCGCUGGCGAAUCUGAAGAGCAAGUAUGAGAACGAGAAGACCAUGGUGACGGAAACCAUGAUGAAGCUGAGGAACGAGCUCAAGGCUCUCAAAGAAGACGCCGCCACCUUCUCGUCCCUCAGGGCCAUGUUUGCCACCAGAUGCGACGAGUACGUCACCCAGCUGGAUGAUAUGCAGAGGCAGCUGGCGGCGGCGGAGGACGAGAAGAAGACCUUGAACUCUCUCCUCCGCAUGGCCAUACAGCAGAAACUGGCCUUGACACAACGCCUGGAGGAUCUGGAGUUUGACCACGAGCAAAUCCACAGAGGCCGCGGCGCUAAGGUGCCCAAGAUAAGAAGCAGCCCUCCCAAAUUUCUCAUAGAUUGUCAGCAGCCUGCUUCCUCAGUUUCGUCACUCUACCCACAACUAAGGUGAGGGAGAACCCCCCUGGGCCGCAGUCCCAGAUUUAGGCCUGGCUUCCAGGAACACAAAGCAGUUCUGAUCAGCAGCCGGAUCCCUCUCUCACCUUGUGACCUAAGGAACUGCCCGGCCCUUCGACCCCAGCCUCCUUAGCUCCUAACCAUGUUCUGGGCACUGAACCCCAGGCCCAGUUGGCAGUGGUGUAACAACUCUAGCAUCUAGCAGCUCUCACUGGACUCCACGACCCGUGAAAGCUCCCUGUGUCACAAGCGGAGGAAGUGAAUAGACUAUUUACCUUAUUUGUAUUUAUUAGGACUGACCCUUGAUGGUGAGUAUUUAUUUAUUGGAUAUUUAUUAUGAUUUUUUUCCUGUUGGCUGCUCCUUCCUUAAGUGUGCCGCAGUAAAACACAGUAUUAAACCCUUGGUCUAAAACUGCCAUAGAAUGCAUUUUAAAGUUGGCUAUAAUAGAAGAUUGGAUUGACACCACCUUCAUAACCUCACUAGUCUUCUUUGGAUGCUUUUUUUUUUUAUAGGUGUUUUGCAAAGCAUGAGAUUUUUUUAAUAACUUAUUUUAUUUUUAGAGAAUUGUCAAACCCAUUUUAAUUAUAGACAGAGACAGACGUUUGAUAUCGGGCUGCCGGUUAGGUUUUUAUUUAUUCUAGUUAUUUAUUUCUCUUUUUGAGUUGCACAGGUUCAAGUGACCAUGUGGGGACCAGUUGUAAACAUUGUCGUCUAAUGUGUGCCUCAUCUUGAGUUACAGCUUAAUAUUCUACUGGAAACAUGCAUUGUAUCAAUCAAUCAAUCAAUGUUUAUUUAUAUAGCCCCAAAUCACAAAUGUCUCAAAGGACUGCACAAAUCAUUACGACUACAACAUCCUCGGAAGAACCCACAAAAGGGCAAGGAAAACUCACACCCAGUGGGCAGGGAGAAUUCACAUCCAGUGGGACGCCAGUGACAAUGCUGACUAUGAGAAACCUUGGAGAGGACCUCAGAUGUGGGCAACCCCCCCACCCCCCUCUAAAAUUGUAUUUCCUUUUAAAAGUUAUUUCACUCUUUGUCUUUACUCGGGUUGGAAAAGAAUCCUGGCAAAUUUCCAUAAACGUUCUAUGGGAAUGUAGGGAUUGUUUAAUACUUUCCAUGAUGUAUUGGGAAAAUAUUGACGUUUACUUCAAUAUGCAGGACAUUUACACAAACCGGAUCCUCUAAAAGGAUAUACUUUUUUAGUUCUGUCGGGCAUAAAAUGCGCUGAAAGUAGAAAAGCAAACCUAUGCCAGGAUCUCCAGACAGUAAAGAAUCCUAAACCAGACAGGGAUUCGGAUCAAUUUCUCCCAUUUCCUGAAAGUUUCAGCAAAAUCCACCUCUAACUUUUUGAGCUAUGUUGCCAACUAACUAAUCCACCCCGCAUCCUCUCCAAUUUUUGCUUUGUACGUCCAAAAUGCUUCAAAGCGUUCUAUAUGCUUCCUGUGCAUGCCUUUGCUGCACUAAUUUGGUUGCUUUCCAUAAUAGAAGAGAUUUCACCUGCACUUUGCCUGCUGUCUCAGCAUCCUGUGAUCCAGACCAAUACCAUCAAACGCAGAAUGUAACAGGUGGUAGAGGCGUAGUCUGCGUGAAUGUGUUUGCGGGUGUGCCAAGUCGACCGCGGGCGUAGAAAGGACAAACUACUGACUGCGGCAUUUGCGCAUUUGCUUGACUUACUCGGUGGCCUCGUAAUUAGAGCAGGGGUCGGGAACCUUUUUGGCUGAGAGAGCCAUGAGAGCCGAAUAUUUUAAGAUGUAUUUCCGUGAGAGCCGUAUAAUAUUUUUAACACUGAAUACAACUGUCUGCUUUAAACACUGAUGACAUAUAUAAAACAGACAAGAAGCAAUAAAUUAAACAGGGACUGGAUUCAAUUUAGUGUGACAGUCUCUUGCUGUCAUCGUGCGGGUUCCAUGGACCACCAAGGAAGGACAUUGCUUUUGCAGGUUUGACUCUCGUUUAUUUUUUCAAAUAAAGGAGGUCUUUCGCGCCGUCGUCGCUCACGCUGCUCGCUCUUUUAGUCGGCCGCGUCUUCGUCGUCGCUGUCUUGCGUUCUGUCGCUCUCGUUCUUUAGUCGCUGUUGCGGGCUCUCCGCCUCCUUCUUCCCCGAUCUCCCCUCCUUCUCCCCCUUUUAUACAUCGUGAGGAGAAAUGUUAAUUGUGUCCCGGUGUGCGAGCCACGCACCUGAUCUCGCUUGUAGCGUCGCUCUCCGCUCGGUCGUCGUCUCCGCCUCCUUGCCGCCAUCUUAAGCCGGGCUCCAGUGUGCCCUGCCCCGCUGAUCGUUCGCCGACUCCGCCUCUCCACAAGGAGAAACCCGUGAACCUGUACUCUUUGACAGUGUCGUCCCACGCUCAGAAGAGAGAAUUCUACGCCUCUUUCAUUUGGAACUUCCCAGAUUACAACAACUAAAUGCGUGCAUCUCUUAUUGUUAUUCUGAAGCUAACCAAUGCUAAAUCAAAUACUUUUGAGCAUUAAUGCGACUUCUUGAACAGGUUCGGUAGAAACGGAUGGAUGGAUUCAAAUUUAUGAGAAUGUUUUAUAUUUUGAACAUUAUUUUUAACACUGUGAUUACCAGCGGAAUUAUUCAUUACUUAUGGUGUUAAGCAACGCCAACUAAGAUUUAUCUGAGAGCCAGAUGCAGUCAUCAAAAGAGCCACAUCCGGCUCGAGAGCCAUUGGUUCCCUACCCCUGGGUUAGAGUGUCCGCCCUGAGAUCGGUAGGUUGUGAGUUUGAAUCCCGGCCGAGUCAUUCUAAAAACGGGACCCAUUACCUCCCUGCUUGGCACUCAGCAUGAAGGGUUGGAAUUGGGGGUUAAAUCACCAAAAAUGAUUCCCGGGCGCGACACCACUGCUGCUCACUGCUCCCCUCACUUCGGUUGGUAGAGUGGCCAUGCCAGCAACUUGAGGGUUGCAGGUUCGAUUCCCGCUUCCGCCAUCCUAGUCACUGCCGUUGUGUCCUUGGGCAAGACACUUUACCCACCUGCUCCCAGUGCCACCCACACUGGUUUAAAUGUAACUUAGAUAUUGGCUGUCACUAUGUAAAGCGUGCGAUGAGGUGGCGACUUGUCCAGGGUGUACCCCGCCUUCCGCCCGAUUGUAGCUGAGAUAGGCGCCAGCGCCCCCCGCGACCCCAAAAGGGAAUAAGCGGUAGAAAAUGGAUGGAUGGACUAUGUAAAGCGCUUUGAGUCACUAGAGAAAAGCGCUAUAUAAAUAUAAUUCACACUUCACUUCACCUCCCAGGGGGUGAUCAAGGGCGAUGGGUCAAAUGCAGAGAAUAAUUUCGCCACACCUAGUGUGCGUGUGACAAUCAUUGGUACUUUAACUUUAUUGUGAGGCCAGAAAAUCAAGUCCAAAUAAGCAAUAACGUGUUCAAAAACAAGCCGAAAAAUUGCGACCUGCGACUCACAAAAUUUGAAAGCGACAAAUAAAUAAGCCCAAAGUUUCGGAUAAUAAGCAGACUUGGCAAAGUCUUGAACAAAGAGACAAAACGCCUUUUUGAGUUAUGUUGCUAACUAACAGACUCAAAAAAAUCAAACCGUAUAUCAAACAUGUCAUUUUUGUUUUUUUUUAAUAAAACCUUUAAGCAUUUUUAAACUUUUGAGUUCCAAAUUGGCUGAGAAUAAAACAAGGACAUACAAUCAAAUUCCAACUAGGUAGUGACAUACGGUAUCCCACAAAAGUCCUCCCCUGAUUUCAGAAGUCCUCUCAAGGGAACAAUACUAUAAAAAUAAACUUCAGUACACUUUAGAGUAGUCACUGUACAGCUUGUAUAACAUCUUCCGCUUAAAAAUGCCCCACGGGUGUUUAAUUGGAUUUAGGUCCCUCAUCUCAAUCAAUCAAUCAAUCAAUCAAUCAAUGUUUAUUUAUACAGCCCCAAAUCACAAAUGUCUCAAAGGACUACAACAUCCUGGGAAGAACCCACAAAAGGGCAAGGAAAACUCACACCCAGUGGGCAGGGAGAAUUCACAACCAGUGGGACGCCAGUGACAAUGCUGACUAUGAGAAACCUUGGAGAGGACCUCAGAUGUGGGCAACCCCCCCCCCC
Nerophis ophidion (straightnose pipefish) is the source of this 7130-nucleotide messenger RNA. RefSeq names its product bicaudal D homolog 1a (gene bicd1a). Lineage: Eukaryota; Metazoa; Chordata; Actinopteri; Syngnathiformes; Syngnathidae. Gene Ontology annotation, biological process: protein localization to organelle; positive regulation of receptor-mediated endocytosis; microtubule anchoring at microtubule organizing center. The record is from RefSeq and is a predicted model, not a curated record. The coding region runs from base 447 to 3086 and encodes 879 amino acids. The transcript is spliced from 11 exons. Gene Ontology annotation, cellular component: cytosol; Golgi apparatus. Gene Ontology annotation, molecular function: dynein intermediate chain binding; dynein complex binding; cytoskeletal adaptor activity.